AGAUUAUAAAUGUUAAAAAAGAAAUAAUAAACAUUCGUAAAUAUGGAGAAAAAUAUAGAUGACAUAUGCAAUGCUAUUGAUAAACUUGUUUUACGUAAUUUGGAAUUAAUCGAGGAAAAAGUUUCUACCAAUGUUCAAAUGGAAUUACUACUUCGUUCUGGACAUAUAGAAUUAGCUAAAGCAAGAUAUAUCAGUGGCAAAGAAAACGUUAGUAUUCUCCAAAUUCCAGUUAAUAUGGAGAAUAUAUCAUCCCUAUUUGAACUUGAAUCUAAGUUUACAGAAGAAUCGGAUGGUAAAACAUCUUCUUUCGACAUUAGUCUAAGAAAAGAAAAUGAAUUCAACGAAGAUAUUCAAAAUCCUAUCAAAUGGUUUGGUGUUUUGGUUCCACGAAAUUUAAGAACUGCUCAAAAAUAUUUUCAAGAAUCAGUAUACCUUGCUGCAAAAGUAGCAAACAUACAUUGCGAAUUAGAUUCUAUUGCAAAUAAAUUGAAAGCUUUGUAUCUAUUGAAAAAUGCAUUUUCUAAACAAACGGAAUAAUGUUAUUGAAGAGAUAAGUGUAUAAAUUGUUUAAUAGUAUGUUGUAAUCAUAAUUUUAUCA
This is a messenger RNA of Polistes dominula (European paper wasp), 598 nucleotides long. Its product is annotated as vacuolar ATPase assembly protein VMA22. NCBI's taxonomy places the organism in Eukaryota, Metazoa, Arthropoda, Insecta, Hymenoptera, Vespidae. The record is from RefSeq and is a predicted model, not a curated record. Gene Ontology annotation, biological process: vacuolar proton-transporting V-type ATPase complex assembly.